CUGAUGUCCAUUCUCUCAGUGGAGUGGGAAAAUGUCUUUGUGACUUGGAAUCCUCAGGAUUUCUGUAACAUUUCCAAGCUCAAACUGCCAGUGGAUACAUUUUGGUCUCCGUAUAUCAUCAUUUAUGAACAUGUGGAUGAAGAGAAAUUCCUCAACAGGCCCUAUCUGUCCAUCACUCACAACGGCAUCAUUACCAUAAUCCAAGAGCACCGUGUCACCAUAGCAUGCAACUUGAAGAUGCACAAGUUUCCAUUUGACACCCAGACGUGCAACAUAACCCUCUUCUCAGACAUAGUACAAGCAACAGACAUUAUAUUCCUGCCCAAUCAGACAACAGAAGAGGUGAAUAAAAACAGCAAAUUUUAUCAGUUGACCGAUGGAGAAUGGAAGUUCACAAACAUAAACAUUAUACCAGACGUACUACAGAACAAUGAGGAAGCCUCUAAUUUGAUCACCUAUGAGAUCUCCAUGAAGAGACGACCCAUUUUAUACGUUUUGAACCUUAUCUUCCCAUCAUGUGCUCUCUACUUAUUGGAUAUGACGAUUUUGUUCAGCAGCAGCUCUUAUGAGGACAAGAUCAGCUUCCAGCUGUCACUCAUCAUUGGAGAGUCUGUGUUAGCUCUGAUUCUUAAGGACAUUAUUCCCACUUCUUCCGAUGACCCACCCAUAAUAGUGAUGUUUUUCAUAGGUAUCUUUGUCCUAAUGAUUAUGGGUGUAUUGGAGACCUGCCUGUUAAUGCAGCUGAAGAAGAAAACCCUACACCCUUUACUCAAGGCUAUCAAACUGCUGAGAUGCCGCAAGCAAGCUAGAACAGCAUCCGGAAACCUCCUAAGCAAGCAUGAAGAUUCGCUGACUGAGGUGGUCAGGGGACAAGAGGAGAGGAGGGAUUCAAGCCGACUUGGAAAGGGAAAUACAGAACUACCCAUGCUUAAGGAAAGAAUCAAUGCAGAAGGGCAGCAAAUUGGGACCCAGGCAGAGCUACAGGAGUGCGAGUUGGCUCUGCUUAUUCUGGAUAAGGUGCUGCCCCAGAACAGCUCUGUAUGUACGAUGACGUUAUUCAGUAUCUGAACAUCUCCUCUGAAAAGCCACCCCCACUACGUACAAUACCCAAG
Molecule: messenger RNA, 1112 nt
Organism: Gopherus flavomarginatus (Mexican gopher tortoise)
Lineage: Eukaryota; Metazoa; Chordata; Testudines; Testudinidae
Product: 5-hydroxytryptamine receptor 3A-like
Exons: 8
Coding region: 4-1068 (354 amino acids)
Biological process (GO): monoatomic ion transmembrane transport; regulation of membrane potential; chemical synaptic transmission
Cellular component (GO): neuron projection; membrane; synapse
Molecular function (GO): neurotransmitter receptor activity; extracellular ligand-gated monoatomic ion channel activity; transmembrane signaling receptor activity
Source: RefSeq, a predicted model, not a curated record